Molecule: messenger RNA, 1955 nt
Organism: Tribolium madens (black flour beetle)
Lineage: Eukaryota; Metazoa; Arthropoda; Insecta; Coleoptera; Tenebrionidae
Product: myrosinase 1-like
Exons: 4
Coding region: 8-1597 (529 amino acids)
Biological process (GO): carbohydrate metabolic process
Molecular function (GO): beta-glucosidase activity
Source: RefSeq, a predicted model, not a curated record
UGCAGAGAUGGUAGUAAAACCUUCAACAACAUGUUUACGACACGAUACAAAAAGAAAAUGCUUUUUGAGUAUGUUACAGUGCCAUGACUGCUUGAGGAUCAGUCGUCAACUGUGCUUCUUUGCUUUCGCCGUUGCAGACGACCCUGACUACCACUUUCCAGAUGAUUUUGUCUUUGGUGCCGCUACUGCGUCCUACCAAGUCGAAGGUGCAUGGAACGAAGACGGAAAAGGUGAAAACAUCUGGGAUAGGGGUCUCCACGAGCACCCAGACUGGGUAGCUGAUAAGUCCAAUGGAGACAUCGCUUGUGACUCUUACCACAAAUACAAAGAAGACGUUCAACUCCUUAAAAAUCUGGGUGUAAACUUCUACCGUUUUUCCAUAUCUUGGUCUAGAAUUCUUCCAACAGGGAAAGCAGAUCAAAUUAACCAGGCAGGAAUUGAUUAUUACGACAACUUGAUUAAUGAGUUGUUGGCUAAUGGGAUUGAGCCUUACAUUACAAUGUUCCAUUGGGAUUUGCCACAGCCGCUCCAAGAUGAGGGUGGAUGGCCUGAGAGAAAAACUGCUGAUUAUUUUGUUGAUUAUGCAAAAGUUUUAUUUGAGAAUUUUGGGGAUAGGGUUAAACAUUGGAUGACUUUUAAUGAGAUAAUGCAGAUUUGUGAGGCAGGAUAUUCUGGGGGUAGUUUUGCUCCUUUUAUCAAAAAUCCUGGAAUUGGGGAUUAUGAAUGUACCCAUACGGUACUUCUCGCCCAUGGGAAAACUUACCGAUUGUACGAUAGUAACUUCAGAGAAGAACAGCAAGGUAAAAUCGGUAUUGCAAUCGAUUCCUUUUGGCACGAACCCAAUUAUCCUGACCGAGAAACGGACCAACAAGCUUCAGAAAUUGAUAUGGAGAUGAAUUAUGGAUGGUUUGUCAAUCCCUUCGUUAACGGCAAUUACCCAGACGUAAUGAUCGAAAGAGUCAAAAAGAACAGCAUUGCUGAAGGAUACAACAAAUCGCGUCUGCCAGAAUUUAGCUCCGAAGAACAAGAAAUGAUGAAGGGAACUUACGAUUUCAUCGGUUUGAACCACUACAGUUCUGAUAAAGUUUACCUAGCUGAUGAUGGUGCAGGGGACCAUCCGUCUCACUGGGCAGACACCGGUGUCAUAGGAUACCAAGACGCUUCAUGGCCAGGUUCAGCCUCUAAUUGGCUUAAAGUAGUUCCAUGGGGCAUUAAUAAACUAUUAGUGUGGAUUAAAAACCACUAUAACAAUCCACCAGUGCUCAUAACGGAGAACGGAUUUUCCGAUUAUGGUCAACUCGAUGACUAUGGUAGAGCUAACUACUAUAAAGAUUAUCUAUAUGAAAUACUAAAGGCUAUCCACGAACAAAAUUGUAACGUAAUUGGAUACACUGCGUGGAGUUUGAUGGACAAUUUUGAAUGGAUGUCUGGUUAUACACAAAAAUUCGGACUGCAUUUUGUAGACUUUGAUGAUCCAGAGAGACCAAGAACAAGGAAGUUAUCAUCAUACGUUUAUAACAAUAUUGUAACAACGAGACAUGUUGAUUGGGAUUAUUACCCUGACUGGCCACCAACUCAAGAUAAUACGAAACAAUAAAUUAAUGCUCAACUAGAUAUACUUUUUAAAUUAAUUAUUAAUGCCCGAUUGCCAGAACGAUAUCAUUAGAUGAAUUUUGUCGUUUUGGUAGUUACUGAGGUAGCUCUUAUCUGAUUGGUGUUUCUAUAGAAAUUGUGGAACCGAUAAAAUUUAUCAAACGAUAAAUCGUUUCAGAAACCGGGCGUAAUAAUCGAAUUAAAGAGAUUUUAAAGUUAAUGUUGGUUUAGAACGUGCCUAUACCUAUGGACUUGUUGACAAAAAUUUCACAUUCUAAACCAACAUUAAUUUUAAUUUCCCUUUAAUUCGAUUAUGAAACUGGCCCUAAGUGAUAUACACUGUGUCAAUUUUAAAACUUGCA